AUGCUUUCUGAACGCAAGGCUAUGGAUGCUGGCAAGCGUCCUGCCUUCCACGACGGCCAUGCAGCACCGUUGAUCCAGAUACUCGCCUGGCUAUUUCUAGCUUUCUCCACAUUAGCUGUUGUAGCGCAAUUUGCGACGAAGAAAGCCAUGCCUAGGCGACUGGUAGCUGCGGACUUUGUUCUGCUAGCGGCUCUGGUGUUGUCGGCGGGACAAGCCGCGACACUUCUCAGUCCAGCUGGUCAGGCUAUUGGUAACGUACAAGCUGGCCUUACGACAGAUCAGAUUGAUGGGGCCUGGAAGGCUUUAUUCAGCAGCGAGAUCCUCAGCGUCCUUACGAUUGUUGCCGCCAAAGGCUCGCUACUUGUCUCUCUGACAUUGGUGACGCCCGUUGCUAGUCAUCAGAGGAUGAUGUAUGCCACUGGUGUUGUGACGCUGCUUUGGGGGUUUAGUGCCGUUUUCCUCAUUGCCUUCCAGUGUCCGUCACCACGAAGAUGGGAUAUAACCAACCCAGAGUGCAUAGAUCUUCGCGCCGUACGAACCUACAAUGCUGUCAUGAACAUCACGACCGAUCUUGCCCUAGCCAUCGUACCUACGUUGAUGGUGCUACCGCUGCAAAUCACAUCCGAUAAAUGCCUUACACUAAUCACAUGCUUCUGGUCGCGCAUAGCCGUCAUAUUUGCCUCGGCCGCCCAAAUCGGAUACAUCCACACCCUACCCCUACCCAGCGACCUCCUCCAUUCGAUAUGGCGCAUAGUCGUCUGCGGACAGAUAGUGCAAGUGACGAGUAUCAUGACUGCGACGAUUCCCUUCCUGAAGCCUUUCAUGAUGAGUCUCGACUCGGGUCUACUUAGCGCAAAUCAAGCUUGUGUUGCGACGACAUCCGGCUUUACCUCCACAGGGCAUGCGGGCCAAUUGUCGAGCUACAUCAAGAUUGCUAGUCAGGGCAGUCGCAACCCAUCUUCUACCAGAGGAGAUAAGGAUGCCGAUAUCUGGGUGCGGAAGGAGGUUGUAGUGAAAAGAGAGCCGAGUAUUGAGUUACGUGGCAUGGGAAGGAGUAGGUAA
Messenger RNA from Alternaria viburni, 1062 nucleotides. RefSeq lists its product as uncharacterized. The transcript is spliced from 5 exons. The record is from RefSeq and is a predicted model, not a curated record. Lineage: Eukaryota; Fungi; Ascomycota; Dothideomycetes; Pleosporales; Pleosporaceae. Bases 1 to 1062 code for a protein of 353 amino acids.